Molecule: messenger RNA, 1878 nt
Organism: Hyla sarda
Lineage: Eukaryota; Metazoa; Chordata; Amphibia; Anura; Hylidae
Gene: FDFT1
Product: farnesyl-diphosphate farnesyltransferase 1
Exons: 7
Coding region: 173-1528 (451 amino acids)
Biological process (GO): farnesyl diphosphate metabolic process; cholesterol biosynthetic process
Cellular component (GO): endoplasmic reticulum membrane
Molecular function (GO): squalene synthase [NAD(P)H] activity
Source: RefSeq, a predicted model, not a curated record
CCUGUUUGUUGUGAGGACCACUCGUGCAGGGUGCUGGAGGGGACACCACAGGGUCCAUGGGUGCUCAGUGUCGCCCUCGCUGCCAGUUUGCAGAGCGUGCCCUUGGGCACUGUCAGUGAUCGCUCUCGGCUUGGGGGAAGGAAAUAAAAGUUUCCCCCCCAAAAUUUGGCUCAUGGCCAGCGUGAACUGCAAAGUGGCCGUCUCCUUGUUUAAGAGGACGCUGUGCCUGGGCCCGGCCCAAAAACCCGGCGGGCAGAGGGUGAUACUGACCGUCAACAGGCUGCAGGAGAGGGGGCUGAGGGAAGGCCGCGCCGUGCACAAGUGCUUCACCCCCCAGAUCCUGCCCGUCUGCAAACUUCACUCUGUUACUCUCCCCCAACAGGACUCCAUGAGCGACAGCCUGCGCACCUGCUACAAGUACCUGAACGAGACCAGCCGGAGCUUCGCCGCCGUCAUCCAGGCCCUGGACGGGGAUCUCCGACAUGCCGUGUGUAUCUUUUAUCUGGUUCUACGGGCUCUGGAUACUGUGGAGGACGACAUGACUAUCAGCCUGGAGACUAAAAUCCCCAUACUGCACAACUUCCACACCUACCUGUACCAGGCCGACUGGAAGUUUAUGGAUAGUAAGGAAAAGGAUCGCCAAGUUCUGGAGGACUUCCCCACGAUCUCCCUGGAGUUCCGGAGCCUGGCCGUGGUGUACCAGGAUGUGAUCGCAGAAAUCUGCCACAAGAUGGGGGUGGGCAUGGCGGAGUUCUUGGAGAAGAAGGUGGAAUCUCUCCUGGAGUGGGAUAAGUACUGUCACUACGUGGCCGGGUUAGUGGGGAUCGGUCUGUCCCGACUGUUCUCCGCCUCAGAAAUGGAAGACUCCAUUGUUGGUGAGGACACAAGACUCUCAAACUCCAUGGGCCUUUUCCUGCAAAAAACCAACAUCAUCCGAGAUUACCUGGAAGACCAGAUGGACGGAAGAGAAUUCUGGCCGAGAGAAGUGUGGAGCAAAUACGGCAAAAAGCUGUCGGACCUGGCCAAGCCGGAGAAAAUUGUGCCUGCCGUGCAGUGCUUGAAUGAACUGGUGACCCACGCGUUGCAGCACGUGCCCGAUGUCCUGCUCUACCUGUCCCGGCUGAGGAACCAGAGCGUAUUUAACUUCUGCGCCAUCCCGCAGGUCAUGGCCAUCUCCACACUGGCCGCCUGUUAUAACAACCAGCAAGUGUUCAAGGGAGUGGUGAAGAUCCGCAAGGGACAGGCAGUGACACUGAUGAUGGACGCCACCAACAUCCAGGCGGUCAGAGCCAUCAUGUACCAGUAUGCGAACGAGAUCUACCAGAAGAUCCCCCUGACGGACCCCUCCUCUGGACGCACCCAGAACAUUGUCUCAACCAUCCAGAAACUGAGUCUGUCCAGUGGCCCCCUGGAGUCCCGGCACGGCUUCUCCCCCAUCUAUCUGUCAUGUGCUAUGCUGUUGGCCGCCCUCAGCUGGCAGUACCUGAGCACGGUCCAGGCCUCAGAGGAGGUGCACACAGGCCAGUGACCAGGGGCACGAUAUCUUCAGACCGGAAAACUCAUCUACACAGCCCUUCAUAUGGUAGUAUCCCGUAAUGUGCCCCCUUAUCCCAGAGGAUUAUGGGACAGGAUAGUUCAGUUCGGACAAGAUCUUAGCACUUAAAGCACAUUUUGUCUGGCAUCGUUUGACUGGACUUGAUCUGGGGAGGGGGGUUUGGUUUAAACAAUACAAUUUCCCAUCAGCCACUUUGUUACAGUAUGUUUAUAACUGGACAUUAUUAAUGACUGGAUCGAUUGUGGGAUGACCCAUCGGGACUUGGUAAUUUGGAGAUUUAUGUCACCUAUAUAGUGAAGGAGUAGGAGUCACGUACUGGAGUG